Molecule: messenger RNA, 1758 nt
Organism: Gaeumannomyces tritici R3-111a-1
Lineage: Eukaryota; Fungi; Ascomycota; Sordariomycetes; Magnaporthales; Magnaporthaceae
Exons: 3
Coding region: 1-1758 (585 amino acids)
Source: RefSeq, a predicted model, not a curated record
AUGUCUGGCUUCGAGAUCGCCGGUGCCGUGCUGGGCGCGCUCCCGAUCGCCAUCACCGCGCUUGAAAAGUACCGGGAGGCGAACCGUACGUACAGGUUCUGGCGCGGCAUCCGGAGGGAGCAUAACAAUUUUAGGCAGGAGCUCAACCACCAGCGCUACCUCUUCUCCACGAACCUCGAGAUCCUGCUACUUCCUCUGGUCGUGGAUGAUGACAUGAUCAAAACAUUGUGCGCCAACCCUGGAGGCCCCGAGUGGAAGCGACCGGAAACCGAAAAAGCACUCCAAAUAAGGCUCGGAGGAGCGUACCCGCACUACCUAGCCAUCAUGGAAGCCUUGGAGACUACAGUGAGAGAACUCAACAAGGAGCUGGCACUUGACUCACCUGCUGUCCAGGACGGUUUUAAAGGCACGCUUACCACGGAUGGCGGUUCCACCAUGCGGAAGCUUCUCGAAGAGCUGACCCGGCGCAACAACCAACUGGAGACGCUGCUCGGGCAAACGGACAAGGUCGCCCAGCUCAGUCAGCAGCGCGCCGGCGCAGCUGACCAGCUGGGCGGCGUGGGGGCCACGGCAGCUGCAAAAAUCGACGCGGCCUUGCUGUCCUUCUGGAAGAGCGCUGCGACGUUGUACAACAUGCUCCAGGCGGCAUGGACCGGCUGCUCGUGCUCCAAAGCGCACGUCAUAAACAUGCUACUUCAGCACCACCCGGCAGCAAAAAAGGGCCGGUUCGAGAUCUUGCUCGCCGCUUCGGACCGAGAACAUCCAUGGGAACUGCAUAGAACGCUAGUCACGGUGGGCGAGGACGAGAGCAGACGGGUGACUGAGGCGCCGGGGCUCGUGGCAACCAAUGAGAUCGGUGAUGGUAGCAUCCUGAAGCGCGAGCCAGGUCACCGGAGCGCCAAGGUUCUCAAGUCGGCAAUGCGCACAAAGGCCGUCCUAGCCGCGCCCGGUGCGCAAGCGGCGUCGACCGUUACUGCAGCUGUCAUGGUUAUCCAAACGCCAACAGCGGCAGAGAGGAUCACCGACUUGUGCAAGUCGCUCCAGUCGACAGACGGCUGCACCUGUGUGGGCUUCCUGCACGACGAAGACGACGACAACAGUCGCUACUUUCUGUAUCCGCAAUCCAAGCAGCUGGCGUUCAAAAUAGAGUCUAUAUCACUGGCGCAGCUGAUCAGCGAGGAGGAACUUCCACCGCUGACCUUCCAGCAGCGACUAUUCCUCUCCAUGACCCUCGCCUCAUCAUUCCUGCAGCUUCUGGAAUCGCCGUGGAUACCGCACCUGUGGACAAAGGCCGACAUCAUCUUCUUCCCGGAUCCCAACUGUCCCGGUAUCUUCUUGCUCGAAAGGCCGCAUGUCAGAGGCCAAUCGACAGACGCCUGUACCAUGCAAAAAGGCCCAAACAAUACCGGCGGGUCAGGAACCACCAAACCACUACCUCGACCACUCAGCAACGACGAAAAAAGACAACAGUCACUCGCACGCCUGGGCGUCGUGCUAGCAGAGCUGUGCUUCCGCUGCAGCAUCGAGAAGCGGCGCGCGCAAAGGGGCGCCGACGACCCCGACAUCCUGCUUGCCAUCAGCUGGCUCAAGGAAAUGGCCGGCGAGGCGGCCGGGCACCAUUACCAGACGGCGGUCAAGUGGUGCCUGGUGGACAACAGGGUCUCAUCAGGCGAUCCAGACUCGUGGCGGCGCGAGAUGCUGAGGCUGGUCGUGGCGCCCCUCGAGGGGGCCUACCAGCAGUUCACGACGGGCGGCUGA